GUUUUUUCAGCCAUGAAACUCGGCAAGGCGCGCCCGGCCAAGGAUGAGCAUCGGAAACAAGACGAACCGGCCGUGCUGGAGCCGGAGGACCUGGACAGGAGGGCGCUGAGGGGCGGGACGGGGCUGGAGCCGGACACGGUCUCGCUGGCCUCUGUCACCGCUGUCACCACCAAUGUGUCCAACAAGAGGUCCAAGCCCGACAUCAAGAUGGAGCCCAGCGCUGGCAGGCCCAUGGACUACCAGGUCAGCGUGACCGUCAUCGAGGCCCGGCAGCUCGUGGGGCUCAACAUGGACCCCGUGGUGUGCGUGGAGGUGGGCGAGGAGAAGAAGUUCACGUCCAUGAAGGAGUCCACCAACUGCCCCUACUACAACGAGUACUUUGUCUUCGACUUCCACGUCCCCCCCGACGUCAUGUUCGACAAGAUCAUCAAGCUGUCCGGCAAGACCUCCAUCCAGAAGAGCAGCUACGAGCCCCUGUGGAACGAGCAGAUCGUGUUCACCGAGAUGUUCCCCCCCCUGUGCAAGAGGAUCAAGGUCCAGAUCCGGGACUCGGACAAGGUCAACGACGUGGCCAUCGGGACCCACUUCAUCGACCUGAGGAAGAUCUCCAACGAAGGGGACAAGGGCUUCCUGCCCACCUUCGGCCCCGCCUGGGUGAACAUGUACGGCUCCACCCGCAACUACACCCUGAUGGACGAGCACCAGGAGCUCAACGAGGGGCUGGGGGAAGGCGUCUCCUUCCGCGCCCGGCUCCUGCUGGGCCUCGCCGUGGAGAUCCUGGACACCACCAACCCCGAGAUCAAUGGCUCCACCGAGGUGCAGGUGGAACAGGCCACGGCCGUGGCCGAGAACUGCACCGGGAAGAUGGAGGAAUUCUUCCUCUUCGGGGCCUUCCUGGAGGCCACCAUGAUCGACAGGAGGGUCGGGGACAAGCCCAUCAGCUUCGAGGUCACCAUAGGUAACUAUGGCAACCAGGUGGAUGGAGUAGAGAAGCCCGUGCGGAGGAGGAGGAAGGAGGGAGGGGACGAGGAGGAGUCGGAGCUGCUGCAGAAUUCCAGCGAGGAGGAGGGGGAUGAGGACGGAGAGCUGGUCUCGGUCUCCUCCUCCCCACCCAUGAAGCCCCUGGUCACUGACAGGUCCGUGAACCCCCCCGAACAUUCCCGGGGCAUUGGAGAAAGAGGGAAUUCUCCUCCCGGGAUACCCUGCACAGGAACGUCCUUCAUCCCCACCCAGACGGGCCCCCGAACUCCGGGCUCUGGGAUCCCUUCGGGGAUCUCCCCCUCGGAGGAAGGGCUCAACGACGUGCAGGAGAUGAUCAAGACGGAGAAGCCGCACCCGGAGCGGCGGCUCCGAGGGGUCCUGGAGGAGCUGAGCGGGGGCUGCCAGCGCUUCGUGGCUUUGGCUGACCGGGAGGGUCUGUCGCAGCAGGCUCGGGCGCUGCGGCAGCAGGUGAAGCGCCACUCGCUGCGGGAGAAGCUGAAGCUGGCGCACAACUUCCUGCACAGGCUGCGCUUCCUGGCCGACGAG
Messenger RNA from Lepidothrix coronata (blue-crowned manakin), 1527 nucleotides. RefSeq names its product otoferlin (gene OTOF). The record is from RefSeq and is a predicted model, not a curated record. The annotation marks the transcript as partial. Gene Ontology annotation, biological process: plasma membrane organization; synaptic vesicle priming. Lineage: Eukaryota; Metazoa; Chordata; Aves; Passeriformes; Pipridae. Gene Ontology annotation, molecular function: AP-2 adaptor complex binding; calcium ion binding. The transcript is spliced from 12 exons. Gene Ontology annotation, cellular component: synaptic vesicle membrane; presynaptic active zone membrane.